AUGGAUGUGAGUCUGGGGGAGAUGUCCCUCCACAGCCACCCCGAGCUGGCCCACAGCCAGGACGGCCGGGCCAUGCUCCACACCAGGGACCUCUCGGCCGCCUUCCCCCGGCCCACCCUUGGGGGCCCCUCCAUGUCCCUGGAGCCCGAGCACCGGCCCCCGGGAUUUGACCACUCCAUGUCAGCCCUCGGCUACGGCGGCGACGCGCCCUCCAGCUGCGGCAGCACCUACACCACCCUGACGCCGCUGCAGCCCUUCGACGACAAGUUCCACCACCACCACCACCACCACCACCCCUGCCUGCCCGUCAGCAACGUGAUCGGCAGCUUCACCCUGAUGCGGGAGGACCGCGGCCUGCCCGGGAACUUCUACAACCCCUACGCCAAGGAGCUGGCGGUGGCCCAGAGCCUCAGCCCGCCCUCGGCCGCGGGGGGCUCCUCCGCCAUGCACGGCUACGGCGGCUUGGGCGCCAGCCCCCCCGCCAACCCCAACGCCGGCCAGAUGCUGCACGGCGGCUACGAGGUGCACGCCGGCAACCUGUUCUGCCGGACCCCCGACUUCGGCCGCGACAUGUCCCCGCCGGGCCUGGGCGUAGGCGGCGGGGGCGGGGGCGGGGGCGGGGGCGACGGCUCGCUGGUGGGUCACCAGCUCAACAAGAUGGACGCCCACCAGCACGCGCCCAGCCACCACCCCCACCUCUACAACCAGCACUACCAGCACCACCCACACCACCCCCACCACCCCCACCACCCACACCACCCCAGCCAGCAGAACGCCAAGAUCCUCGGGGAGCACCCGCUGGCCUCCGCCUCGCCCGCCCUGUCCCUGUCCCCCCCGGGCGAGGGGAUGCACGGCGGCGGCGGCAACAACAACGGCGGCGGCGGCCUGGGUGGAGUAGGAGGCGGAGGAGUGGGCGGGGAGGAGAUUAACACCAGGGACGUGGCCCAGCGCAUCAUCACGGAGCUGAAGCGCUACAGCAUCCCCCAGGCCAUCUUUGCUGAGCGGGUGCUCUGCCGGUCGCAGGGCACCCUGUCCGACCUGCUGAGGAACCCCAAGCCCUGGGGGAAGCUCAAGUCGGGCCGGGAGACCUUCAAGAGGAUGUCCCGCUGGCUGCAGGAGCCCGAGUUCCAGAGGAUGGCCUCGCUCCGGCUUGAGGCAUGCAAGCGGAAGGAGCAGGAGCAGAGCAAGCUGGAGCGGAACCAGGGGCCCAAGCGCACCCGGCUGGUGUUCACUGACCUCCAGAGACGCACGCUGCUGGCCAUCUUCAGGGAGAACCACCGGCCGGCCAAGGACCUGCAGAUCACCAUCUCCCAGCAGCUGGGCCUGGAGCUGUCCACCGUCAGCAACUUCUUCAUGAACGCCCGGCGCCGCAACCUCAACAAGUGGGCCGACGAGGGCCGCCCGUCCUCCACGGGCUCCUCCGGCUCCAGCGUCUCCUCCUCCGCCGUGUCCUGCAGCACCGCCUGA
Gadus chalcogrammus (walleye pollock) is the source of this 1467-nucleotide messenger RNA. RefSeq names its product one cut domain, family member, like (gene onecutl). Gene Ontology annotation, biological process: regulation of transcription by RNA polymerase II. Gene Ontology annotation, cellular component: nucleus. Lineage: Eukaryota; Metazoa; Chordata; Actinopteri; Gadiformes; Gadidae. Gene Ontology annotation, molecular function: DNA-binding transcription factor activity, RNA polymerase II-specific; RNA polymerase II cis-regulatory region sequence-specific DNA binding. The coding region runs from base 1 to 1467 and encodes 488 amino acids. The transcript is spliced from 2 exons. The record is from RefSeq and is a predicted model, not a curated record.